UUAACAAAAGUUUUUCUGUCUUUAAAAAAAAGAGUUGAUGAUUGGAAGUCCAUUCAGUGAAUUUCCAGAGACCAAAGGAGAACCUGUGGCAUUGGAAGCAGCGAUGAAUCAAUGUCCGUUAAAGAGGCAUAGAGGAAGCAGUUUCAUUCACUCAGUGAACCUGGAUCGAGCAGCUUGUUUGUCAGGCCCUGUUCCAGGUGUCAGAGAGACAGAGAGGAGCAGAUAGCACUGUCCUCAGUGACUGCACGGUUUUACAGACACUGUACCCAGCUGUAGGAUUCCACCGAUGUGGGUGAGGAGGACAGCUUCCUUGGGCAGACUUCUGCUCACACAUCUACCCCACAGACAUUUAGUUACUUCUCUCAGGUAUCAAGCAGUAGUGAUCCUUUUGGGAAUAUUGGACAGUCCCCGUUAACAACUGCAGCAGCAUCAGCUGGACAAUCAGGCUACUCCAAGCCCCCAACGGCUCUGCCUUUUACAACUGGAUCCCAAGAUGUGUCGAAUGCAUUUUCAUCAUCCAUUUCGAAGGCGCAAUAUGGUGCUCCACCUGCUUCACAAAUGGGAAUAAAUCCUUACCUGCCUUCUCAGCCCAGUAAUCUCCCUCCUUCGAAUUUUGGGAGCCCACCACAAGGAACACCCCAACAUGGAUACAAUCCGUAUCGCCACACGGCUGUGAGCAGCAGGGCUAAUCCUUACAUUGCACCACCGCAGCUGCAGCAGUGCCAGACACCAGCCCAUCCCUCCCAUCCUCCGCCCUCCGCGCCCCCCGUUCAGAUGUACCAGGUGCCUCCAGGAUCUUUGCCGCCGAGCCCUCCUUCGGCGCAGGCAGGGUUGCCCCCUCCAAUCCAGCAGCAGGCACCUGCCAGACCUGUGGGGCCCCCUGUGCAAGUACCACCUCCUUUUCUGCUUCAAAACCAGUAUGAACCUGUCCAGCCCCACUGGUUUUACUGCAAGGAGAUAGAAUACAAACAACUGUGGAUGCCUUUCAGUGUUUUUGACUCUUUGAAUCUUGAAGAAAUCUAUAAUUCAGUCCAGCCAGACCCUGAGAACGUGAUCCUUGGCACUGAUGGAGGGCGCUACGAUGUCUACCUCUAUGACCGGAUGCGGAAAGCCGUGUACUGGGAAGAAGAGCCAGCCGAAGUGAGACGCUGUACUUGGUUCUACAAAGGCGACACAGACAGCAGAUUUAUUCCCUAUACAGAGGAGUUCAGUGAAAAGCUAGAGGCGGAAUAUAAGAAAGCUGUAACCACAAAUCAGUGGCACCGAAGAUUAGAGUUUCCAAGUGGAGAGACAAUUGUUAUGCACAAUCCAAAGGUUAUUGUUCAGUUCCAACCUUCCUCAGUGCCUGAUGAAUGGGGGACCACACAAGAUGGACAGACAAGGCCUAGGGUUGUAAAGCGUGGAAUUGAUGAUAACCUUGAUGAAGUUCCUGAUGGAGAAAUGCCUCAGGUUGACCAUUUGGUGUUCAUGGUACAUGGCAUUGGACCUGUGUGUGACUUGCGCUUUAGAAGCAUUAUUGAAUGUGUGGAUGAUUUUAGAGUGGUUUCUCUCAAAUUGCUGCAGACACAUUUCAAGAAAUCUUUAGAUGAUCGGAAAGUAAGCAGAGUGGAGUUCCUUCCAGUUCACUGGCACAGUUCCUUGGGUGGAGAUGCCACAGGUGUUGACAGGAAUAUUAAGAAAAUCACUUUACCGAGUAUUGGUCGAUUUCGUCACUUUACCAAUGAGACCUUGUUAGACAUUUUAUUUUACAACAGCCCCACCUACUGUCAGACGAUUGUGGAGAAAGUGGGAUUGGAGAUAAACCGUCUGUAUGCACUCUUCAUGAGUCGGAACCCUGACUUCAAAGGAGGGGUCUCCGUUGCUGGUCACAGCUUAGGCUCUUUAAUAUUGUUUGACAUCCUGUCUAAUCAAAAAGAUUUGAGCUUAUCAAAGUCUCCUGUGCCUUUAGCUGUUGCUAAUGGAGUUUUGAAGCAACCACAUUUUCAGGAAAAGCAGAUACCCGAAGAACCAAAGCUGACGUUGGAUGAGUCUUGUGACCUUGAUGUUGAAAAUGAAGAAGUCCUGACUUUGCAAGAAACUCUGGAAGCACUUAGUCUCUCUGAAUAUGUUAGCACUUUUGAAAAGGAAAAGAUUGAUAUGGAAUCUCUGCUUAUGUGUACAGUGGAUGAUCUGAAGGAAAUGGGGAUACCACUUGGACCCAGAAAGAAGAUAGCUAACUUUGUAAAACAUAAAGCUGUCAAACUGGAAGAGAAAAAAGCAGCAUCGGAAAAGAAGGCAGUGGUGGCCACGUCGACAAAAGGACAGGAGGAAAGUGCUCAGAAAGCUAAAGACGUGGCUUCUCCUCCCUCAGACGCGAACGAGGCCAAGAGGAGGCUCCCGCUGGGAGCGUCCGUCUCCUCUGUGCGUGUUGAUUAUGAGGCCUUUGAAGUUGGCACCGGACAGGUUUCUGUUGUUUACAGCACCUUAGACUUUGAACCAGAGAUUUUCUUUGCCUUGGGAUCUCCAAUUGGUAUGUUUCUCACUAUUCGAGGAGUGGAUAGGAUAGAUGAAAACUACAGGCUUCCUACCUGCAAAGGAUUCUUCAAUAUUUAUCACCCACUUGAUCCAGUGGCGUAUCGUUUAGAACCUAUGAUUGUACCAGAUUUGGACCUAAAGGCAGUUCUCAUCCCACAUCACAAAGGCAGGAAAAGACUUCAUUUAGAGCUGAAAGAAAGUCUCUCUCGGAUGGGGUCUGAUCUGAAGCAGGGUUUCAUCAGCUCUCUGAGAAGCGCCUGGCAGACACUGAACGAGUUUGCCCGUGCUCACACCUCUUCAGCUCAGUUGCAAGAAGAGUUGGAGAAGGUAGCCAAUCAGAUCAAAGAAGAGGAAGAAAAGCAAGUAGUUGAAGCAGAAAAGAUUGUUGAAAGUCCAGAUUUUUCCAAGGAUGAGGACUACUUAGGAAAGGUUGGAAUGUUGAAUGGAGGCCGUCGAAUUGACUACGUUCUUCAAGAAAAGCCAAUAGAGAGUUUUAAUGAAUAUCUUUUCGCUCUUCAGAGUCACUUAUGCUAUUGGGAAUCAGAAGAUACUGCUCUGUUAUUACUUAAAGAAAUUUAUCGAACAAUGAACAUUAGUCCAGAACAGCCCCAGCAUUGAUUGGACUUCAGCUUCACAGUAUUCUCUUGUCUUUACAGAAGCUUGCAGUCUAAAUUACAGUGCCGAGAAAAUCCUCGGAGGACAUUCCCAGUCCUCUCCUGGGCUGGCUGACAGAGAAGUGAUGCAUCAACAGUUCCUGUGCUGUCCUUCUCAGAUGUAGGGGUUCAUUUAAAGAAAACAUGCAGAACAAAAAGACAAUGAAAAAAAUCAGUACCGCAUUUGGACUGUGUAGAUGAGAAAAAGAAAUGUUUAAAAUGAUGCAGUUUAAAAUUCCUCAGAUCAGUUUAAUUGUAUAGUUGUCAAAGUAAUAUGUGCUAUCAAUGAAGAAUAUUUGUCGCAUGCAAACGGUUGUUUCUUUUUCCUAAACUGUUGUCAGUGGUCUAUUAAACUUGCAUUUUUAAAUUAAUGUAGUAUGUUCUACAGACUUCUCAAGAAACUAUAAUAAUACAGUUUUUUAAAGAUUUAUGUUCAACUUUUUAAAUGUGAAUUAUAGUUUGGGCUGCUUUAAUGCAGGGUUAUUUGUAUUUGUUAAGCGGAAGUAACCAAAAUCACUGCUGUUCCAAGCUCCACUGUGGUCUUGGAGACUUCCAGGCCGUUACCAGGAUGAGAGUGGUGAGAGGAAGUGAGACACUUCUCACUUCACGGAAGUCCUGUGAAUUCUUUCCUAGCGUCGCUUCCGCUAGCAGCGGGGAGCAAGCAAGAAGUUUCUCCAUUUUAUCAACUAUGGUAGCUGUGCAAUCGCCUUAGUGCUGAAGUUGCAGUUAAUAUGAGAACCACAGUAGAAUUUUUUUGGGUUUUGGGUUUUUUUGCCUUCUAUUAAUUUCACUUAUACCAAAGUAUUGGAAAGUAUGAACUGUAUGAACUUCUAGACUGUAGCUCUAUUUCAUGAAAAGACUGUUCUGUGAUAUUUUACUUUGUUUUACUGUAACUUCAGAUUAUCUAAAUAUUUUCCUAAUACUACAUGGGAAUGCUGAUUUGCUUUUGUUAUGCAGUAGGAACAUUUUACACUGUUUACAUAGUUCUCAUGGAACAUAGAAUUUUUUGAAAGUCACAUAUGAUACACAUUUUUUGUGUAUAUAUAUUAGUGUGAAUAAAACAGUAACAUCAGUGCAUUUUUCUAAAGCAGAAAACUUCUGUAAUUUUCUUGUCUUCCUUAAAAGUAUUCCUUUGAGUUCAGUGUUUAUUUACUUUUCAUUGUGAGCACCUGCUCUAUAGUUAAUGUCUAACUAUAGCAUUUGCUCCUAAUAAUAGAAUUAGGACAGUAGAGUUUUUGAACUGCAGCUGACCCCAGACAGCAUCGUUUCCACAACCUUAUUCUGCAUCCAAGGACACGACACUGAAUGCCUUUGUCAGGCUGCUGGUGGCAGGUCUGGGCUGGAGUACAGUUCCACCCACUCCCUUUUGGCCUUCAUUUCUCGACACCAGUGCUAUUACUUUUCACUUAAUUUCCUCCUAACUUCCCCAACCGAUGAAAUAAAAAUAAGAGUUAUUUAUGUAUAUUUUAAUAAAAUCCAGUUUGAUUUUUCAACUUA
Cervus elaphus (red deer) is the source of this 4664-nucleotide messenger RNA. RefSeq names its product SEC23 interacting protein (gene SEC23IP). The coding region runs from base 559 to 3132 and encodes 857 amino acids. Gene Ontology annotation, biological process: endoplasmic reticulum to Golgi vesicle-mediated transport. NCBI's taxonomy places the organism in Eukaryota, Metazoa, Chordata, Mammalia, Artiodactyla, Cervidae. Gene Ontology annotation, cellular component: COPII-coated ER to Golgi transport vesicle. The record is from RefSeq and is a predicted model, not a curated record. The transcript has 19 exons. Gene Ontology annotation, molecular function: protein binding; metal ion binding.